CCCAGCAUCCGGCGGAAGAAAGUAGUCGUAGCCAUCACCGGCGCCACAGGAGCCCCCCUAGCCGUCAACCUCCUCCAGACUCUGCGCCGCCUCGGCGUGGAAACCCAUCUGAUACUCUCGACGUGGGGCAUGUCCACGGCAAAGUACGAACUGGAGGCACCACAGAACACGGCCCGGUACCUGCAGUCAUUAGCCGACUAUCACUAUUCCCCACGAGAUGUAUCCGCGGCGCUUUCGUCAGGGUCGUUCCGCACCGACGGCAUGAUCAUCGUGCCGUGCAGUAUGAAGACGCUGGCCGGCAUCCGCAUGGGAUACGACACCGAUCUGAUUACGCGCGCUGCGAGCGUGUCGCUGAAGGAGCGGAGGAGGCUUGUUCUCGUGGCGCGGGAGACGCCGCUGAGUUCUAUUCAUCUGGAGAACAUGCUUGAGGUGACGAGAGCCGGUGCGAUCGUGUUUCCUCCUGUUAUGGCAUUUUACACGAGACCGAAGAGCAUAGACGAGUUGGUCAGUCAAAGCGUUACAAGGAUGAUCGAUAUGCUGGAUUUGGGGAUCGAGGAGCACGAAGACGAGGAUGGGAGGUGGACGGGUUUCGACUGGCAAGGGAAG
Molecule: messenger RNA, 606 nt
Organism: Aaosphaeria arxii CBS 175.79
Lineage: Eukaryota; Fungi; Ascomycota; Dothideomycetes; Pleosporales
Product: Phenylacrylic acid decarboxylase
Exons: 1
Molecular function (GO): carboxy-lyase activity
Source: RefSeq, a predicted model, not a curated record